Molecule: messenger RNA, 1350 nt
Organism: Candoia aspera
Lineage: Eukaryota; Metazoa; Chordata; Lepidosauria; Squamata; Candoiidae
Gene: LTC4S
Product: leukotriene C4 synthase
Exons: 5
Coding region: 41-445 (134 amino acids)
Biological process (GO): leukotriene biosynthetic process
Cellular component (GO): membrane; endoplasmic reticulum; nuclear envelope
Molecular function (GO): enzyme activator activity; glutathione transferase activity; glutathione peroxidase activity
Source: RefSeq, a predicted model, not a curated record
GAGCUGAUUUACUUUUCUCUUGCCAUUUUUGAAGAUUAAAAUGCUGCACAAGAUAGCUUUACUGGCCACUGUUACCAUUUUGGGUGUGCUGGAACAAGCCUAUUUUGCCAUUCAGGUGAUCGUUUUUCGGCGGAAAUUCAAAAUCUCUCCUCCCAUCGCUUCAGGCCCACCAGAAUUUGAAAGGAUCUUCAGAGCCCAAGCAAAUUGCUCAGAAUAUUUCCCAAUAUUUCUCUCACUCUUAUGGGUAGCUGGGAUCUUCUCCCAUCAAGUUUUGACUGCAUUCUGUGGACUAAUUUACCUCUAUGCUCGCUAUCAAUACUUUAAAGGAUAUGCACAUUCUGCUGAAAGAAGAUUGGGCCCCAUGUAUUUCAGCACCGGAGUCCUUUGCAUUCUUAUUGGGUUGUCCGUGGUGGGAUUACUUGUCCAUUUUGUGCAACACUUUUGAUUCUUUAAAAUUGCUUUUAAAUCAGCCAUCUAUCCUUUCCAACUGACAGAAUACUCAGCAAUUGUGCCAUUGUUCUCAACUUUUAUUUCUCUUUUUUCGAAUUAAAAUAGUUUUGUACAUCAGCCUUUUAAAAAACGUAAUUCCAUAGAAGUGCAUUUUGGUUUACUGUUGAUGUUCCUAUGGUUUCACCACAGUAGUAUUGUUAUAUCUGUUUUCUGUGGUAGAAAAGAGUAUUUAGAUUAUAACAGAUUUAAAUUUACAAGGUAGAAUUCUGAAUAAGGUAGAAUUCUGAAUAAUACCUGUUGUACUGUUAGGCUAGUCUCUUUUUGAUGCUUUGAACAAGGAAUACGGGAGAACAAGGAGGGCCAGUGGGGGUCUGGAUUGAAUGCAGUUGGAAUCGAAGUCUUGCACUGAGGAUGCUGUGCUCAUGGGGUCAGGUCUACUGGAAGACAGAACCAGAAUUACGUCCUAAUCAGCCUCGCUUGAAAUGAUUGUUAAGAACCAUGGACAAAACCAAAAUUUCUUUUAAAGAACCCCUAUUGGACUUUUCUCUGUUCAGAAAAGACACACAGAGUUUUUGGAAUAAGGUUAUAUAUGAAUAAGUUCAUGGAAAUGUUUGGAGGAUAAUAAAUCAGAGAAAUGCUUGAUAUGGUGAGAUACUAUUUUGAGGUUUGAAGCAAGGCCAAGAAAUAUUGCAAUUACUUUCUUCAUAAUUAAAAUUAUCAAGUAAACCCACACAAUUUUCCUUUGUUUAUAGCACCUUCUUCUAAUCAUGAAAGAAUAUAGUAAAUGUAAGAACUUAAUAAAAUUUAUAAAAUUAGAAUAUAGCCAUACUGGUAAGAGUUUACCUACUUGCUGCUUAAAUGCACUGAUUUUUUUGUGGUUGAUUGGUUAUGUGCUAUCAA